CAGUUCUGGCCAUUUCUAACCUCUAAUGGAAUUUAGAUCUGGAAAAAUUUGAUUCAGGUCAUAAUCACAUUGAUUUUGAUCUUUGAUCUAGGAAAGGAGCAUAAAAUGUCGCUGUACGAGGGCAUCAGGUUAAUUUUGGACAAGCAAACCGUCGUUUUUGACAUUGGAAGCGCGUAUACUAAAUAUGGAUAUGCUGGGGAGGCAGUACCUCGCGGAAUAAUAAAAACGGAAGUGAAAUGUCCAGAGUCUGGGAAAAUAAGGAAGCUAUUCUCUUACGAGGAUUCACAGGACUUGUAUCAGCUUUUGGUCGAAUUCAUUCACUUACUCUUUUUCAGGCAUGUCAUUGUCAGUCCCAAAGAUAUGAAAAUAAUUAUUGUUGAGUCUCUAUUGACUCCGACAGAAUUCCGAGAUACUUUGGCCAAGGUACUUUUCCGACACUUUGAAAUUGGUUCCUUGAUGUUUGCACCUUCCCACUUGGUUGCUGUUAGUACUUUGGGAGUUUCUACAGCAUUGGUAUUAGACGUUGGAUAUAAGGAAGCAACGUUGAUCCCAAUUUACGAAGGUGUACCAGUUCUCAAGGCAUGGCAGGCCUUACCAUUGGCGGGACAAGCGGUCCAUGAGUGCAUAAAAGAAGAGUUAAAAACCAUUCUGCCUAACGAUGGCAGUGAUACUGAGAAGUUGAUUGAAGAUAUCAAGGUUAGAACCUGCUUUGUUACCACAAUAGAGCGGUCUCUCAAAUUGCAAACUGAUGAACCACCGAUCGCACCUCCAUCCGUUAAAUAUCCUGGAGUCAAGACUAUAACUAUACCUGGAUCGGUGCGUGAGAAAGCUUUUGAAUUAUUGUGGGAGAGAGACAACGACAAUUUGAGUAUACCAACCAUGAUACUGGAUGCUAUAGUCAAGUGCCCUGUAGACAUGAGACAUCCGCUUGCUGAAAAUAUUCUGCUGAUUGGAGGAACGACAAUGGCAAAGGGGUUUCUUUCCCGUUUGAAAUCUGAACUUUUGACAUUACUUCAGAGUAACUUAUAUUCUGAGAAGUUGAAAAUACGUACAGUCAAGUUUCACAAGGCCCCAAGCAAAGCUAAUUACACAGCAUGGCUUGGUGGUGCUAUUUUUGGAAUUGCAGAUUUGCCACUGCGUUGUUUGACUAAAGAAAAUUACCUAACAUCGAACAGAGUCCCAGAUUGGGCAAGUUUAAUUGAUAAUCAGAAAUCAGACUCAUUGAUAAAUAGUAUGUAAACUAUUACGUCUACCUAAUUUGUAAAAAAAAUGAAUUUGAUCCUAAUGUUCUUAUAAAAUUCCAAUUUUCAACAGUGAGUUACUAACGCAAUUGAAAAUCGUGACUCAAAAUUAAUGUUUUC
Molecule: messenger RNA, 1361 nt
Organism: Diprion similis
Lineage: Eukaryota; Metazoa; Arthropoda; Insecta; Hymenoptera; Diprionidae
Gene: Arp10
Product: actin-related protein 10
Exons: 5
Coding region: 106-1239 (377 amino acids)
Biological process (GO): retrograde axonal transport of mitochondrion
Source: RefSeq, a predicted model, not a curated record